This is a messenger RNA of Gregarina niphandrodes, 222 nucleotides long. RefSeq names its product proteasome regulatory subunit carboxy-terminal protein. The annotation marks the transcript as partial. NCBI's taxonomy places the organism in Eukaryota, Apicomplexa, Conoidasida, Eugregarinorida, Gregarinidae. The record is from RefSeq and is a predicted model, not a curated record. Gene Ontology annotation, molecular function: enzyme regulator activity. Gene Ontology annotation, cellular component: proteasome complex. Gene Ontology annotation, biological process: regulation of protein catabolic process. The transcript has a single exon.
UCGCCGGAAGAUAGUUUGACGGGCAAUGAGGCCGCACUAACAUUUAACAAGCGGAUAACGUUCUGUUCGGACAUGUACAAGGAUGCCGUGCGGGCUCUUCAAUAUCCCGAAGAGGAGAGUCUGAAGGCCCGAGCGGCGGAGGCGGAGCGGCGGCGGAAGCAGCAGGCCGAAGAGCGUACACGCGCGGAAGCAGAAGAGGGUUAUGACGAUGAUGAGUUUUAG